GGCGACGACGUCGGCGAUUUAUAUGUCAGCAGGCGAGCAGGCGCAAACGUACGCGACGAACAAAAGGCGAACGUGAAUUUGUGAAAAAAAUACUAAGACGACAUCAGUUCUUUUUUGUGGAAAGUUCUUCCUUUGUGUUCAUCUUUUUCUGAAAUUGAGAUACUCUUUGGUUAAGCAAUGGAGAAAUUCGGUGCACCACGUGGCAAGCGUCCGCGCGUCCAGGUAUCGAUGGAACAGAAGGAGCAGGCCAUUGCCCGCAUACUCAACGGAGAGACCAAGGCCGGCAUCUCCCGUGAGCUGGGCGUGCCCGAGUCCACGGUCCGUGGCUGGGUGAAGCGCUCCGAGCAGCGCUCCGCUCGCGAGACCAAAGAUAAGCAGAACUUGGACAAGAAGCCAUCGCCGCUGCAAGUCCUGAAGCUGCCGCAGAAGCGCAACUUUAAUGGGCAUUCAUUGGCAGCUGACCGGAAGUACAUGAGGGACUCCCUAUCGAUGCAGAUGCAGACUCCAUCUGUAAUGCCCACAUCAUAUACGCUUCCCACCAUGGCUCCAGUACCAUGUCCCAUUUCGGUGCCACUGCCACUACUGCCACCCGUGCCCCUUUCAGUGCCGCAAACGGCCGUCGACGGCCUCAACCAGACGGACGACAGUCAGAUGAUCUACUGGCUGCACAUCUUCAAUGCGGGUGUCCUCAACUUCACCUGGAUCGUGACGGCGGCUGUCCAGCAUGCGCGCACCCAUGGCUAUGCGGAACGCCUCACCUUGUGGCAGAUCAUCAACAUAUACGUGGAAGAGGCUGCACGCAACGUGGCCGCCAAUGCGGGCAUAUUUGUGAAUCCAUUGCCGAAAACACAGACAACUCGCAUUGGUAACAUUUCCCAGACGGCACGUCUCCACAUCACAGCCGAGGAUGAUGAAGAGGACGACGAGCAGUGAUAAAGGCAACAUCUGUUGGGUUUUUAUGUAAAUGAAUAUCUUAUG
Messenger RNA from Drosophila persimilis, 978 nucleotides. RefSeq lists its product as uncharacterized. NCBI's taxonomy places the organism in Eukaryota, Metazoa, Arthropoda, Insecta, Diptera, Drosophilidae. Bases 178 to 933 code for a protein of 251 amino acids. Gene Ontology annotation, molecular function: DNA binding. The transcript is spliced from 2 exons. The record is from RefSeq and is a predicted model, not a curated record.